Messenger RNA from Perkinsus marinus ATCC 50983, 1131 nucleotides. Its product is annotated as Transcription factor tau 95 kDa subunit, putative. Gene Ontology annotation, biological process: transcription initiation at RNA polymerase III promoter. Gene Ontology annotation, cellular component: transcription factor TFIIIC complex. The record is from RefSeq and is a predicted model, not a curated record. Bases 1 to 1131 code for a protein of 376 amino acids. The transcript has 13 exons. NCBI's taxonomy places the organism in Eukaryota, Perkinsozoa, Perkinsida, Perkinsidae.
AUGUCUUCCGAAUCGGAUGGCGGCGGUGGGAAUAUGAUAGAAAGCAUGCCGCAUUUUAUGUCUAUACUAUACCCGGGCUCGCUGGAGAAGGCCGAUAUAGAAAAAGUCAUCGAUAGGAAUUUAGAAGGUUUACGUAAAACAGCAGAUGGUAGAUUGAAAUUGCGUCUACACCCGAAAAUGCCAAGUACCAUAAAGUCUUCUGCAUACGAAACAAGCAACUUUUUAUUCAAAGCGAGAAAACAUAAAAGUGGAAAAGUGACGUACAAGCUGGUUGGGCUCAUUACAGAGGCUCAUGCGUUUGCUGAUAUGUGCGAUUUUAUGUUCACACCACCUGAGGAGAUCAGAGAUACGUUUAUAUAUACGGCGGCGAUAUCGCAAAUAUGUCGCCCUCAACCGUAUAAUUUUGAGGGUAAUGCAUAUGCUAAGAAAAGGAAGGAAACUUCCUCAGCUGUGGAAGAAGAGGAGGAGCACGACAAUGGACAUCACCCAAAUCCUAAAGUGCCAGUGCAUAGAUUUGGCGAUACAACACCUGUGCCUACUGAGUCGGGUUGGGCAGCGGGCAGCGGGGAGGAUCCGGUGCCUUUGGAGCUCCUCAAUGAUGUACAGAAGAAAUUCGAAGAAAGACCGAUAUGGCUUCGUGCUAGCCUUGACGAACAGCUGGGGUUGUUAGGGUGGACUCCACAGAGGCUGUCGGGGUAUCCAUGGAAACUAAGCUUUGCAUUACGAGCAGUAUCAUAUUUAUACCUCAACGGGCCCUGGCGAAAUUGCUAUGUUCGAUUUGGAUAUGAUCCGAAGCUAAACCCAGAAGCCGUGAAAUUUCAAGUGAUCGAUUUUAGAGAUCCUCAUUUUCGCAGUCCGGCAGCAGCUCGGGAGCAUCCUAGUGCGACUACUACUGCUACUACUAUUACGUCGGAGAGCAAACCUGAUGUCCAUUUUCGGCGCCCACCGGGUAAUCGUUCACAAAUUUAUCAACUUUGUGAUAUUGAAGAUUCGGCCAUCCAAGGAGUAGUGGAAAACGAGGUUAAGAUUAACAGACUUGGGAAGACUCUUGACCCGACCAGUGGGUGGAUGGCGAAGUCAACGAUGUCGUCGAUACGAACACAACUGAAAGUCCGGUUCGUCGGACGGUGA